UAUGUAAACAACUGAUUUUGGAUCCUGUUAUCAAAAGUCAACAUGUGAUAAAGUUAACCAAAUUUGAUCUUAUUAGGUCAAAAUUGAAAAUGACAGUUGUAAAAAGUAAAACUGAGGUGUCCAGGACAUCAAGUAAGAUAGGAUGUGCAAAGAUAUGUAUAGCAGCAGUAAUGUUUUUAGCGUUUUACAUUGUAUCAGAAUUGAGGUCUUCAGAUAGUCACAAUGUAGUAAAGUUGGACCAAAACCAACUGCAGCAUAGUAAAUUCUCCAUGAGAAGUUUAAUGGGGGAUAAUGAUACUGAGUGUAGAGAAGUAAGAAAGACAAACCAUAGUGACCAAUGUGAUUUUAUAAAGAACACAGAUGAUUGUGCCUUAGACGAGGGUUUUAUUGAUUACUUAAAAUUUACAUAUUGCAACUUUAAUUCUUCUCUUAGACCCCUGGCAUUAAUUAUUUUGUUUGUGUGGUGGGUUUUCUUAUUCAUUGGACUUGCUGUCACUGCAGAUGAUUACUUUUGUCCGUCAUUAACAGUUAUAUCAAAGACCCUUCAUCUUAGUCACAAUAUAGCAGGUGUAACAUUUUUAGCCUUUGGUAAUGGUGCUCCUGAUAUAUUUUCUGCCAUAGCUGCUGUUGGUAAUGCUAAGAAUGGGGAUGCAGGUCUGGCUUUUGGUGCUUUACUUGGUGCUGGUGUUUUUGUGACCACUGUGGUUGCAGGAACAAUAGCAAUAAUCUGUCCAUUUGAUGCCAUGCAGAGACCAUUUCUACGGGAUGUCAUAUUUUAUUUAUUAGCUACGUUUCUCACAUUUACAGUCUUAUGGCAAAAAGAAAUCGGAAAAAUUGAAGCCAUAGGUUAUAUUUUGCUGUACGUUCUCUAUGUCCUCAUUGUUGUGAUUGGUAGAUAUUUCUAUCAAAAGACAAAGAAAACAACAGUUUUGGCAGAAAUUACAGUUUCUCCUGAAGAUGCAGACAAUUACGACGAAAGUUAUCCUAAUUCUGUAGAGACUAGUCGUGAAGAUUUAGGUGAAGGAAAACCAUUGCUACCACCAAGAGAAGACAGAGAACCUGGUACCCCAUUUGAAGAAUUUUUAUCUGCCAUUAACCCUAUAGAUGUGGACGAGUGGUCAGACAUGAAGUGGUAUGCUAAAGGAUAUGAAGUAUUCAAGUUAUCAGCCAUUAACCCUAUAGAUGUGGGCGAGUGGUCAGACAUGAACUGGUAUGCUAAAGGAUAUGAAGUUUUCAAGAGUCCAUUAGUAUUCCUCCUGAUUAUAACCAUUCCUGUCGUAGAUUACAGAGAGGAGAACCAUAACUGGAACAGAUAUCUAAAUUCAUUACAGAUUUUUACUGGAUUUACAUUUGGUGCACUUGCCACAAAAGUUGGUUUAGAGACUAUUGGAGGUUCAUUCCCUGUAUGGGUAUUGUUGAUGGUUAUUGGUUUGAUAUUAUCCAUUGCUGUGUUCUGUACGUCAAAAAAUGAUGUCCAGCCUGUAUAUCAACCAGUGUUAGCCUACCUGGGUUUUGUUUUAGCUGUUGUAUGGAUCUAUAUCAUAGCAAAUGAAAUAGUUAAUAUAUUACAAACAUUUGGUAUUGUGUUCAACAUCAGUGAUGCCAUAUUAGGGUUAACCUUAUUAGCGUGGGGAAAUAGUAUCGGAGAUUUAAUAGCAGAUACAGUGAUGGCCAAGCAAGGUUUCCCAAGAAUGGGUAUGUCAGCUUGUUUUGGUGGACCAUUGUUUAAUUUAUUAUUAGGUAUUGGUAUACCAUUUACCAUAGGUACAAUUAAAAAUGGUGGUACAUAUAAGAUAAAGAUAACAGUGGAGGAAGUAGUUUUAGUAUCGUUUUUAAUGUUAAGCCUUCUUACCUCCCUUGUUGUGGUGCCAUUAUCAAAGUUUCGUAUGUCCAAGCCGUAUGGAAUACUUUUAAUAGUUGUUUACAUUGUCUUCCUCAUUGUGGCAAUUCUGGCUGAAACAGGAACUAUCACAGGUGACAUCAAUCCAUAACAUAUUAACCAUGACAACUAUUUAGUUUACUUUCUGACUGUGAUAAGAAAUUCAGUUACGACAUCUAUUUAUAGACUUUUUUAUUUCCAUGACAACAAAACUGCUUAUAUGCUUUCUGUGAUAUUAGUUUAUUGGGUAACAUUGUUCCGUACUUCUUUGUAGUUUCUAUGACAACAAUAAUGUAUAUAUGAAAUUUGUUUUUUACUGUGAUAUUUAAUUGCAAGUGAGUCAGUGACCCUUGGCUUUCUG
This is a messenger RNA of Mytilus trossulus (common blue mussel), 2240 nucleotides long. RefSeq names its product mitochondrial sodium/calcium exchanger protein-like. Lineage: Eukaryota; Metazoa; Mollusca; Bivalvia; Mytilida; Mytilidae. Gene Ontology annotation, cellular component: membrane. Gene Ontology annotation, molecular function: calcium:sodium antiporter activity. The transcript is spliced from 17 exons. Gene Ontology annotation, biological process: transmembrane transport; monoatomic cation transport; intracellular calcium ion homeostasis. The record is from RefSeq and is a predicted model, not a curated record. Bases 90 to 1991 code for a protein of 633 amino acids.